AUGCUGAUCGCUGCUGAUGGUGGUCAGUCGCUGCAUUGGAGGAGGCGAGGUCGUGGUCAGUCGCUGCUGAUCGCUGCUCUGGAGGAGGCGAGGUGGUGGAGGGAUCUGCGGCUAGUGAAUUGGGAUUGUUUCUUGAGAACAGCAAUUUCGGAUAUUGAGGUGGAAUAUGUGGAAAUCAAAGGCAAGACCAUUCCUUGUGGCUGCUGCAGUAGCACUAAGUCUACAAAUGAGAAUCAUAAGGAGUCUACAAGUGAGAAUCAUAAGUGUGAAGAAAAAGUAGAGGGAGAAUUUUUAAAGGUUCCUGGAUAUGAAAAUGAAGUGGAGUUUGGUGUUUUGACAUCAUUUGCUUACCCUCUGGAAGGAGGUCUUGGAGACAUUGUUGUGGCCACGACUAGAGUUGAAACAAUGCUUGGUGAUACUGCUAUUGCCAUACAUCCUGACGACCAAAGAUACAGCCAUCUUCAUGGGAAAUUUGCCAUACAUCCAUUCAAUGGAAGGAAACUUCCCAUAAUUUGUGAUGCAAUACUUGUUGAUCCGAAAUUUGGGACUGGUGCUGUCAAGAUAACUCCAGCGCAUGAUCCAAAUGAUUUUGAAGUUGGAAAGCGACAUAAUCUUGAUUUUAUCAACAUUUUCACAGAUGAUGGAAGAAUAAAUAGCAAUGGCGGUAUGGUGUUUGCAGGCAUGCCACGUUUCAAAGCCCGCGAGGCAGUGACCGUAGCUUUACAGGAAAAGGGACUCCAUAAAGGUGUUAAAGCACAUGAGAUGCGCCUUGGCAUUUGUUCAAGAACCAAGGAUGUGGUGGAGCCUAUGAUAAAGCCUCAGUGGUAUGUCAACUGCAGUAGUAUGGCUGCAGAAGCUUUCGAUGCUGUCAUGAAUGAUGAAAGUAAGAAAAUUGAGAUCAUUCCAAAACAAUACAUUGCUGAGUGGAAGAGAUGGCUUGAGAACAUUCGUGAUUGGUGUGUCUCAAGGCAGCUUUGGUGGGGCCACCAAAUUCCUGCGUGGUAUGUGACUCUAGAGGAUGAUGAACUGAAGGAACUUGGUGCCUUCAAAGACCAUUGGGUGGUUGCUAGAAAUGAGGAGGCGGCUUUGCUAGAAGCUAGCAAAAUAUUUGAUGGGAAGAAGCUUCGGCUGACUCAGGAUCCUGAUGUUUUGGACACCUGGUUUUCAUCUGGUAUUUUUCCGCUGUCUGUGCUGGGGUGGCCAGAUGAUUCUGAAGAUUUGAAGGCUUUUUAUCCAACUUCAGUACUCGAAACUGGGCACGACAUUCUCUUCUUUUGGGUUGCACGCAUGGUUAUGUUAGGAAUCAAGCUGGGAGGUGUUGUGCCUUUUAGAAAGGUUUAUUUGCACCCCAUGAUUCGUGAUGCACAUGGGCAUAAGAUGUCUAAGUCGUCGGGAAACGUAAUUGAUCCUCUUGAAGUAAUAAGUGGAAUAACCCUGGAGGGACUUCACAAGAGACUGGAGGACGGUAACUUGGAUAUCAGUCAAUUGAAGGACGCCAAGGAGGGGCAGGCGAAAGAUUUCCCUAAUGGUAUUCCUGAAUGUGGCGCAGAUGCUCUGCGUUUUGCCCUUCUCUCUUACACGGCCCAGUCUGACAAAAUUAAUUUGGAUAUUCAAAGGGUUGUUGGUUAUCGUCAAUGGUGUAACAAAUUGUGGAAUGCUAUCAGAUUUGCCAUGAGCAAGCUUGGAGAUGACUACACCCCUCCGUUGAAUAUAGUUCCAGAUAUCAUGCCAUUCAGCUGCCAGUGGAUACUGUCAGUACUGAACAAAGCCAUAACCAAAACCGUGUCAUCUCUUGAGUCAUAUGAGUUUUCAGCUGCAACUGAAGCAGUAUAUGCAUGGUGGCGGUAUCAACUGUGUGAUGUUUUUAUUGAAGUAAUAAAGCCUUACUUUACUAGUAAUGAUCCAUCAUUUGUGCAUGCGAGAAGAUUUGCACAAGACACCUUGUGGGUAUGUCUGGAUAAUGGGUUACGGUUACUUCAUCCAUUUAUGCCAUAUGUCACUGAAGAAUUGUGGCAGCGGCUUCCUGCUAGGAAGGAGUAUGCAACGAAAGAAUCUAUCAUGAUAUGCGAAUAUCCAUCAGUUGUGGAGUUUUGGACUAAUGAAAGAGUAGAACGUGAGAUGGACUUGGUUGAUUCUGCUGUGAAAUCAUUGAGGUCAUUCAGGGACUUGUUGCCUGCCAAGGAAAAAAAUGAAAGGCAAACAGCUUUGGCGCGUUGCCAAACAAAUGAAAUUUCAGAGAUUAUUAAAAGCCGUGAACUGGAGAUUUCAACCCUCGGUGCAUUAUCAUCUUUGAAGGUUCUAUCUAAGGAUGAUGCUGCCCCUGCUGGAUGUAAAGUAUCGGUGGUCAAUGAAGACCUGUCGGUAUUUCUUAAGCUUCGUGGAACGCUCAAUGCAGAAGCAGAACGCGAAAAGCUCAUGAAAAAGAUGGAGGAGAUACAAAAACAAUGCGACGGGCUCUCAAAGAUGAUGAAUGCUUCUGGUUACAAGGAAAAGGUUCCACAAAAGAUUCACAAAGACAAUGUUGAUAAGCUUGCCACACUGAUGCAAGAACUUGUGUCUUUUGAACAGGCUAGACAGAUUUUGGAACAGCAAUUUUCUUAAAAAUGUCUCUGUAAUUUUUGGGUUUUCAUAAUUAAUGAUUGUUGAUUUGCAAUGAAUUAAAUCCUCAAAUUACUUCAACAUUGCUCAUUUUUUAAACACAUUCUUCUUCAUUAAUUAUGUACAACGACAACAGAUGAUUGGCAAUGCAAAAAAUGGCUGGG
Messenger RNA from Ilex paraguariensis (yerba mate), 2762 nucleotides. The record is from the annotation of a GenBank genome assembly. NCBI's taxonomy places the organism in Eukaryota, Viridiplantae, Streptophyta, Magnoliopsida, Aquifoliales, Aquifoliaceae.